CUGAUGUGGCACGACCUCAGCGCAAAGAACGCUCAUUUGCCAGGUGUACGAUGAAGCAUGCAAGCAGGCAUCUAGCAAGCAUUGCCACGUACAAAAUCAUUGCUGUGUUCCAAUCAUUUGCUCAGCCUGAUGCAAUGGAAGGUAUCCACACAGCCAGAACGUGCUCUACUGUCGCGCCGCCUGUCCCGUGUCUUUAUAAAUCGAAGGAGGUACCUACAGAAAUGUCAUAUUGAUCAAACCAUUACCUACUUUCUGAUUAGCACUUUUACAGUCACUUUGGCAUCUUGGGUACGCAUGGCGGAGACAGACGCAACCACGAGGCGUGCCGCCGGCCUGAAGAAGCUGUUCCAUGCCGUCAUACACGGUACUCGCGACCUGAAGAGUGCAGCUGAUGGUGAUCGUUUCUUGGAGGCGUUGUGCGCUCAGGACGACGUGUCGAAGUGUGUGGAGGUAUUGGUCGCGGCACCGGCGGGGCUCAGUGCCACCGCGCGCGCCUUCCGCUUUUCGAACAGCACCACCUUCAUCAAUAGUCACGCAACAUCAGUUCUGCUACGACUUUCUGAUCCAUCACUCAAACAGCUAUACGGUGGUGAAUUUCUGCAGCGUAUCAUUGAGGCGAUCGUAAAUCCUGCAUCGUUCUGGACUGCGCUUGUCAAUGCGCACGAUGCACGCGCUCUUACUCUGGACGCUUCUCACGCGUUUGCGUGGUUGCUCCUCGAGUUGCUCAUCUCACGAUCCGAGGAUGGCCCAGAUGUACGAGAGAUCGCUGAAAUAGUGACAGACAAGGAGUCACUCAUCAACUCGCAAUCUUUGGAAGUCCGAAAUCUUGGUCAAAAGAUCAAGCACAUUCUCAGUACGACCAAUGACACUGCUGAUGGACCCGGUGGACGCCAUGACAAUGACCACGCGAACUUUCGGGAUAUCAAGAUUCUACCAACAUCAGACGAGUUUGCUUCAGCUGUUACUCCAUACUAUCGGCGUGCUAUUGACGUUGAGGCUGCGGACAUCGAGGAGCGCGGCUUCAUACACAUCGACAAUCAAUUUCGGUUACUCCGCGAGGACAUGCUUGGAGAGCUGCGUAGCGACUUUCAAAUUGCUAUUGGUCAAAAGAAGGGCAGGCGUAAGACUGUUUUCACGAAACUGCAAUUCGCGGGCAUUGACUGUGGUUCGUCCCAGAAACGCAAACCGUGCCUUCUGCAACUGAAGUGUCUUGAUGACAUACCUCAACUCAAGCACAUCAAAGAUGAGUCGAAGAGAAAGACAUGCAUCAAUGACUCACGAAAUAAGAACCUUAUGAAGCACCAAUCAUUGGGUUGCCUUAUCAGUGGUGGCAAGACUAUCGCGUUUGCGACAGUGGAACGGGAUGAAGAUAUGCUUGCAAAGAAGCCACCUAUCAUUGUGCUGCGCAUUGCAGAAGAGAAAUCGUUUCGACAAACCCUCCUUGCGUGCAAAUCCGGAGCAGACUUGAGUUUCGUUCAAGUUGACACUGCUGUCUUUGCUUACGAACCAGUCUUGAAGUGCCUUCAAAAACUGACAGACCUGCCGCUUCAGGACCAAGUUCUCAAUCUGGGAGCGGACAUGGGCGAAGUCUUCUCUGGCAUUGAGCCCAGCAAGAUCGUUAGGACCAUUAGCGAUAACUGGCAGAGCAACCUGCAGCACAUCAUCGAGACCGACCGCCCGAUUCAACUCGAUGUUGCCCAAACAGAAUCGCUGCUUCAAGGAUUGACGAAAAAAGUCAGUCUCAUUCAAGGCCCUCCUGGAACCGGCAAAUCGUUCAUUGGGGCGCUCAUUGCCAGAAUCCUCAAAGACCACACCAAGGAGACUAUGUUGGUCUUAACGUACACUAAUCAUGCUCUUGAUCAGUUCCUUGAGGAUUUGCGGAAUAUAGGCAUUCCAGAUGACUGUAUGCUUCGGUUAGGCUCGAAAGCGUCUCCCUCGACGAAAUGCUUGUCAAUGUUUGAGAAGAAGAGCAGUUAUAAAAUGUCUUCACAGACAUGGAACGUUCUCGAUUCUCAGAAGAAGGAGGCGGAAAGCUAUGUAGGUGCGCUGGAAAAGAAAGCAACUCGCUUUAACGCACUCCACAUCGGUAAUCAGGCUUUGUUGGACCAUCUUGAAUUUUCCGAUGACUCCGAGUUCUACGAUGCGUUUGUCGCACCGGACAGCACUGAUGGAAUGAUACCAGUCGGUAAGGACGGAAAGGCUAUCAGCCGUUUCUACCUAAUCGAGCAAUGGACACACAACAGAGAUGCCGGUAUCUUCAAGGCUGUUGCAGAGGAGGACUUCCCUCACAUCUGGAGUAUGAAACCUGAAGCCCGCCAAGAAUACCAAGCCCGAUGGCGACAAGCAAUACUGGAUGAGCAGGUUGCGGAAAUCGGUACCCUCUUCAAGAAGUAUAAUCGAUGUCAAGAUCAAAUAAGGCAGCUGUUCAAAGAGAAGCAAUCAUACAAUAUGACUCAGGCGCGAAUCAUAGGAUGCACGACUACUGCGGCCGCGAUGUACACAGAAGAAUUGCGCAAAGCAGCUCCUGGUAUCAUCUUGGUAGAGGAGGCUGGCGAGAUCCUUGAGAGCCAUAUCUUGACGGCGAUGACUGCCCAGACAAAACAAUUAGUUCUCAUCGGCGACCACAAGCAGUUGCGACCCAAAGUCAACAAUUACUCUCUCACGGUCGAGAAAGGCGAAGGCUACAACCUCAACAUGUCUCUUUUCGAGCGAUUGGUCCACGCCGGGGUGCCACACGUUACGCUCACAAAACAACAUCGCAUGCGCCCAGAGAUAGCAUCUCUAGUCAAGGAAUUGACAUAUCCUGAACUGGAAAACGCUGAUAAGACGGAAAACAGGCCUGCAUUGCGAGGCUUCCAGGACAACGUCAUAUUCGUUAGUCACAAUCACCCCGAGGUCAACGCAGAUAAGAUUGCCGAUAGACGUGACGAAGAUGUAAAAUCCAGCAAAGAGAAUGCAUAUGAGGCUGAUAUGGUGUUGCGGUGUAUCCGUUACCUUGGGCAGCAGGGCUACAAUACUGAAGACAUAGUGGUACUCACGCCGUACCUGGGUCAGCUUUAUCUUUUGACGAAGACUCUGGCUGCAGAAAAUGACCCGUACCUCAAUGAUUUGGACUCUUACGAACUCAUUCGAGCUGGUCUGCUCUCUCCCGCGGGUGCCAACAUCUCGAAGCGGAGAAUACGAAUCUCAACCAUUGACAACUACCAAGGCGAGGAGAGUGAUAUCGUCAUCGUCUGUCUCACACGCAGCAAUUCCGUGGGGGACAUCGGCUUCAUGUCGGCACCGCAACGAGUCAAUGUCAUGUUAUCUCGUGCGAGGAACGGUCUGGUGAUGAUUGGAAACCCAGAUACGUUCAUAAACAGUCGCAAAGGUAGGGAUGUUUGGGUACCAUUGAUGCAUAAACUCAAGACUGAUGGCCACGUUUACGAUGGAUUCCCGGUCAAGUGCGAGCAACACCCAGACAAGACUGCUCUUCUAACCCAGAAGGACCAGUUCGACACUGUAUGUCCUGACGGAGGGUGCUCUGAACCAUGUGGAAAACUGCUCGCCUGUGGGCUUCAUUCCUGUCCAUAUCGCUGUCAUCAACUGCAAGACCACUCUAAAAUGCACUGUAUGGCUAUUGUAAAGUCUACGUGUCCAAACGAUCACAAAUUCUCACGAAAAUGCUACAACAAGGCUGCAAAUGCUUGCCAGAAGUGUGAGGCUGCAACACGAGCCAAGGAGGAGCGCGCCCGACGCGACCAUAAGCUGGAAGAAGAUAGACAGGCGAGACAACGGGCUUAUCUGACAAGGCUGGUCGAGAUUGAAGACGAGAUUGCACAUGAAAAACGGCUGCAACAAAAUCGCCAUGAGGAAACAGAGCAAGAAGCUGCAUUGGCUCAAAAGCGAAAGGAUCUCGAGAACUUUAAGAACCAUGCAUCAAAACCCACUGGAUCUACAAUGCCUGGUGCAUAUCCAAGUUCUACUCAAGCCAAUGCCCCUUCCAACAACGGUCAAAAUGCGCCUACUACGAAUCAAGGGGCGGGCACAACCAGCGUACCAGCUCCUCAACAGAGUCCCGGUCAAACGCCUCCUGGUAAUUCUGGCCAGAAGAGUAAUACCACCAACGGCGGAGGACCUAGCUUGCCGUGGAACCACAGCGAUGCCAGAGAUGACUGGAACCACCAAAAGAAGUUCGACGGCGCAGAGAACACAGCACUGGACUCACUUAUGCCAAUGAUAGGUCUGGAAACAGUGAAAGAGAAAUUUCUUGCCAUCAAGAAUAAGGUUGAUACGCUUGUCCGCCAAGGUGUGCCUUUGAGUGGAGAACGACUCAGUGCCGCGCUUCUUGGAAAUCCUGGUACAGGAAAAACUACUGUUGCGCGUCUCUAUGCGGACUUCCUUGGUCAGGUGGGUGCGCUUCCCGGCAGUCACUUCAUCGAAACCUCUGGAUCAGCGCUCGCGAAUGAUGGUGUCUCUAAAUGUCGGGACCAAAUCAACAGCAUUCUUCAGGCAGGCGGCGGCGUUUUCUUCAUCGAUGAAGCUUAUCAGCUUGUGUCUGGGAAUAGUCCUGGAGGCAAAGCUGUCCUGGACUAUCUGCUGGCUGAAAUCGAGAACCUGACGGGAAAGGUUGUUUUCGUGCUAGCCGGAUACCACAAGCAGAUGGAGGCGUUCUUCGCCCACAACCCAGGUAUCCCAAGCCGUAUUCCUAUCCAGAUGGAGUUUCACGACUACACCGACCCGGAACUCCAAGCCAUCUUCUGCCAUUACGUCAGCAAAAAGUACCAUGGGAGGAUGAAGGUUGAGGAUGAUUUUUCUGGCCUCUAUGUUCGGAUUGUGGCUCGACGUAUUGGACGAGGCCGUGGGCGAGAGGGCUUCGGCAACGCUCGAGAAGUGCAGAACAAGAUAGCUCAGAUCGCAGAACGCCAGGCUAAACGCCUACGAAAGCAAAGGCGAGCACGCAUACCAACGGACGAUCACUAUCUGACCAAGGAGGAUCUCAUAGGGCCAGAACCUGCGGUAGCGCUACAGAACAACGUCGCCUGGUCAAAGCUUCACAAACUCAUCGGUCUGCAGUCAGUCAAGGAGACGGUGCAAUCGCUGCUCGAUGGUAUUCAGACCAACUACCUACGAGAGCUGGACGAAAAGCCUCUUGUGGAGUAUUCGUUGAACAAAUGCUUCAUUGGAUCACCGGGCACUGGAAAGACGUCCGUCGCAAAGCUCUACGGGAAAGUUCUGGCAGACCUUAGUCUACUCUCUAACGGCGAAGUUGUUGUGAAGAAUCCCGCAGACUUCAUAGGUAACGUCAUCGGUGGAUCAGAGGCCAACACGAAGGCUAUCUUAGCCUCGACAGUAGGCAAAGUCCUCAUCAUCGACGAAGCUUACAUGCUAGCUGGCAAUUCUGGAGACUCAUCGAAGACGGCGGACUCUUUCAAGACUGCAGUGAUUGACACUAUCGUCGCAGAGGUCCAGAGCACUAUUGGGGAAGAUCGCUGUGUUCUCUUACUUGGCUACAAGGAUUUGAUGGAGAAUAUGUUCCGUGACGUCAAUCCAGGUCUGGCCAGGCGAUUUCCGAUGGAAUCGGCAUUCGUCUUCGAAGACUUCGAUGAUGCUGAUCUCCUUCGCAUAUUGGAUCUCAAACUCAACGACAUUGGUUUCAAUGCGACCGACCAGGCGAAGAGGGUGGCCAUGGAGGUUCUCCGGCGAGCUCGAAAUCGUCCGAACUUCGGCAAUGCAGGAGAAGUUGACAUCGUGCUCGAUAGAGCGAAAGGUUUGCAUCAGAAGCAUUUGUCGGCCGGAAAAGUCUUCGAUCGUGACACUCUCGAAGCUGUCGACUUCGAUCCCGACUUUGACCGAGGCCAGCGCGCUGCGACAAAUCUGCCUGCUUUGUUCAAAGAUAUCAUUGGGUGCGACGACGUAGUCAAACAGCUCCAAGGAUACCAGGCGACUGCUGCCAACAUGAAGGCCAGAGGAAAGGAUCCACGUGAACUUGUUCCGUUCAGUUUUCUUUUCAAGGGCCCACCAGGGACCGGAAAGACCACUACUGCGCAGAAGAUGGGGAAAGUUUUCUACGAUAUGGGCUUUCUUAGCGCAGCAAAGGUGGUGCAGUGCUCAGCUACUGAUCUUAUUGGUCAGUAUGUCGGCCACACUGGGCCUAAAGUGCAGAAGAAGCUGGAAUCGGCAAUGGGCAAGGUCCUCUUCAUUGAUGAAGCUUAUCGCCUUGCUGAGGGCCACUUCGCCGUUGAGGCUAUGGAUGAGCUUGUGGACUGCAUGACCAAUCCGAAGUAUGCAAAGAAGAUGAUCAUCAUACUUGCUGGCUACGACAAAGACAUCGACCGACUCCUGAGUAUGAAUCCAGGCCUGAGUAGCCGCUUCCCGGAAACCGUCUUCUUCAAGCACAUGGAACCUGUGGACUGUCUUGAACUUCUCACAAAAGACUUGCAGAGAAGGAGCGACACCCCACUCGAUCUUUCGGUGCUUUCACCUCCAACACCAGAGUUGAAGACCCAGAUCUUGGAUCUCUUCACCAGCUUUUCCAAGCUCGAAUCCUGGGGCAACGGUCGCGACGUAAAAGCUCUUGGCGAUGCUAUGUUCCGUAGCCUUAUCUCAGCGCCUGUGGAUGCAACGACAUCGUUGGUUCUGACGAAAGAACUUGUUCUCAAGACUAUGCAAGACACGUUUCAGGACAGACAUCAACGCGACCAGGCUGUUGGCACAUCUCGUCUUCCAGAUCGUUCGUCGCGCCGCAAUAAGCAGCCGCCGCAGCAAGCGCCGCCACAACAACCACCGCCGCCGCCCAAUGUUUCGUCUGGGACAGCGAAGGACCCUGGUGCUCAAUCACCGCCGCCUGCAGCUCCCGCAAAACAAGCCGAGCAAAGUGAUCAAUCAAAGGCAAAGCCAAACGGAGAUCCGCUUGACUAUAUUUUCCAGAUCAAGCGCGAUGCUGGAGUUUCUGACGCAGUAUGGGAAGAACUUGAGCGUGACAAACAUGCCUUCGUCGCCAGGGAGCGCGAAUACAAAGCCCGACAGGAGGACAAGAAGAAGGAGGAGCAACGUAUCAAGGAUCUCAUUCGGGCCGAGAAGGCUGCUGCCGACGAAGAAGAGCGUCGCCAAGCUGAGCAAAAGAGGAUUGAGGCUGAACUGGAGAGGCGACGCAAGGACGCCGAAUUGGCUGUCAUAGAAGAGCAGCGCGCAAGAGAGAGGAAGGCUCAACGCAGGCUGAAGGAACUAGGUCGAUGUCCUGCUGGAUACAUGUGGCACAAGCAGAGUGUUGGAUACAGGUGUGCAGGAGGGAGCCACUUUCUUAGCGAUGCGCAGCUCGGGCUUUGAGAGUUGCUGGGUGCACGCAUCUGGCACUAGAUAAGCAGACUAUAUGCACUGAACAAGUUUGAAGAAUCAGAAAACAGCGCUACGGUAUUAUUGAUGCAUUUGAAUGACUUG
Molecule: messenger RNA, 7419 nt
Organism: Boeremia exigua
Lineage: Eukaryota; Fungi; Ascomycota; Dothideomycetes; Pleosporales; Didymellaceae
Product: P-loop containing nucleoside triphosphate hydrolase protein
Exons: 8
Coding region: 130-7308 (2392 amino acids)
Molecular function (GO): ATP binding; ATP hydrolysis activity; helicase activity
Source: RefSeq, a predicted model, not a curated record